Sporothrix schenckii 1099-18 is the source of this 4644-nucleotide messenger RNA. RefSeq lists its product as uncharacterized. Lineage: Eukaryota; Fungi; Ascomycota; Sordariomycetes; Ophiostomatales; Ophiostomataceae. Gene Ontology annotation, biological process: telomere maintenance via telomere lengthening. The record is from RefSeq and is a predicted model, not a curated record. Gene Ontology annotation, molecular function: double-stranded telomeric DNA binding; protein homodimerization activity. Bases 1 to 4644 code for a protein of 1547 amino acids. The transcript is spliced from 3 exons.
AUGACGGAACUUAGUGGCGGCAGCACCGCUGCCGUCCCCGAGGCUUCACCGCCUGUGGCGACGGUCGAGACGACGCCGCAACCUCUCGAGUCAGCUCCGACCCCCGACCCAGCUUUCGCACCAGCCUCCAACACUCCGGUUCUCCCCACAACAGAUGCUCCUUCAAACACGGUAGACACAGGAAAAACAGAAGCAUCAGUAGCACCGGCAGCACCAGCACCAUCGGACGUCACCGCCAAUACCCGGGCCGCAUCCAUUGCGCCAUUCGAACCGUCCUCUUCGACACCACCGGUCGCAUCGACAGUACCCGCUCCACCGGCACCGCCUGGUGCGCCUGUUCCUGCCUCUGCACUUGCUACUACUUCUGUACCUGAGCCAGCUCCAGCUCCGUCGUUCAAUGUCAAGACCGAGCCCACCAAUGACAGCCUCGCUGCGGCGUCCACCGUACUAGGCGCGGGCUUGCUGGAGUCUCUUCAGAAUGCAAUUAAGCGGCCACGAGCCGACGAAGGCGACGAUGGCAACCAAGGCAGCGAGGCCAAGAGGGCCAAGGUGGAGGUGCCUCCCGAAGCAGAAGCAGCACCUGUUGCUGUUGCUGCACCAUCCGCUGCACCGCCGGCGAUGGACCUCGAAGCGAUGCUCAAGUCUGCUCUUGGCUCCAUGAACACCACACUGUCACCCACCCCAGCUCCUUCUGCACCAGCAGCUUCCGUCUCCUUCACUCCAGUAGCUCCUACACCCCCACCUCCCCCGAAUCCUGCGGUGCCCGCGACAGUGCCCAUUCCAGCAGCUCCAAAUCCCGCCCUUCCUGUACCUUCCGCUCCAAUCUCUUUAACGACCACGCCGGCUACUUCAACACCAUCGCUUCCUGCUUCCUCUACAGCCAUCAAGUCACCUCCACGACCACCGGCGGCGGCGCCGAUCGUGUCAACAGCAGCCGCUUCGAAGACGCCGGGACUCAGUGCCCCGACAAAAGAUGUGGCAAGCUCAAGGAGGGAUAUCGCGUCUCCUGGUGGGGAGUCCAGGUUUAGCGCAAAUAAUAUGGGCGCACCGUCACGAGAGUCGGCGAAGAUGCGCUUUGCUCAAAACCCCACGUACAUCAGUCGAUCCAUGGGCCUGCCAUUGCUUGGUAGUUAUGCGGUGCAACUGUUGUACGCAUUGAGCGAGAACCCCGGCCUGGACCCAACGCACGAUGGUGAAGCGACAGAAACACGGCGUGUGUAUAAGUUGCUGCGGUCUGCUUUCCGCAACACCAGAAAGCUGUUUUCAGAGACAGCCGCGAUUCUGAGCACCGAGGACUUGGACAUCAAAGAGGCCGGCGACCAGGAGACGAUUCUGAUGGCCAACAUGGCCACGAUCUCCGCGAGCAUCUUUGAAGCUGACGACAUCCCCCUCAUCGAAGCGCACGACUACUUCCUCUCGACGUUCUUGCCCGAAGCCGACGCCCUUAACAAGGACCUGGCCACGCUCUUUCUCAGCCUCAAAUAUCGCACGCUGGCUGCCGAGCUGGUUCGGCUGCCUAACGAGGAGCAGCGGGGCGAGUUUCUCGAGCGCCUGUUCCCCGUUAACCUCGAAGAACAGUUGCAGAACAUGCACGUCGACUCGCCGUUGACUGAGUACGAGAGAGAGUUUAUGAAGGACAUGAUGGUGGCCAAGGAACGACUGCUCGAAUCGGCAAAGACGGAUGAAUCAAGGCAACAACUCCAGGAACAGUACACCCUCGACGGUUUCCGUGACGAGCUGAGCGCCUACCUACGUGCAAACGAAGAUGUCGUUCUUCGCUACGCUGAUUCCCACGGCAUCGAGUUCCCAUCCGACGACGAUGGCAACGGUGACGGGUCCGACAUUGCGGGCGACGAUGUGGAUUCAUCUCUUCUCAAUGGGAAAGACUUCACCGCCAUGGGCGACAGCAUUGCCUCGAUGCUGUCGGCUGCUAUGGCGUCAUCAGAUGGGCUCACGGCAUCACCGUCGGCAACCACGCAACAAUCGACAGCCCCUGCAGCCGCCAGUGGUGCCGGGCCGAUGGUGAUCGACUCCUCCAACGGCAUGAACGCCCAGCCUGCACUUGAGGCAUCACCGAUGGCGGAGGGUGUCAGCCGGCUCAUCCAAGAAGCCGUGCGACGGUCGGCUGCCCGUUCGACAUCCCAAACACCAGCCGCGCCCCCUCUGGCUUCGACGCCGGCGGCCCUGUCUACGAUCCCAUCGGUACGCGCGCACACCGUCGCACCGCCGACAAACGGACCGACGGCUCCUGCGCCCGCCUCGGCCGACGGCGCAAUGGAUCUAACGGGUCUGACGAAGCUCAUCAAGGAGAAGCUGGGCCAAGACGCGCAGAACGCGCAGCCACAGCCUGCUCCCGCGCCGGCACUUGUUCCGACACCGGCCUACAACGCGCAGCAGACCCAGUCUCCUGUUGCCCAAGCCAAUGGUAAGCCAACUUCUUGUCAGAUCUCUUCGUGCGGCAUCCACAACUACAUUCAGAUUCAGGACAUUAUAUCUGACUCUUCUCUUUCUCUAGCCGCCCUAUCGAGUAUGCAAAACACGUUUGCCAACAACCUGGCUAUGUACAACCGCAGUCCGUCCUUCCCGUUCCAGCAGGUCCCGGCGCCGCCAUUGCCACCACCGCAACCGCCGGUGAGCAACCACAACGGCAACGGCAGCAGCGGGUCUCUGCCGCCAAACCAGUCGUCUCCGAGCUCCAUCCUCUACCAGCAGGCCCGCCAGGCUGCUGCAUCCAAGACGCAAGGCCACACACGGCGUGAAGGCUUGCAUAGCACGCGGCGGCCAUGGUCUCCCGACGAGGAACAGGCGCUCAUGGCGGGUCUUGAUAUGGUCAAGGGCCCCCAUUGGUCUCAAAUCCUCCAACUAUUUGGCGCCAACGGUACGAUAUCAGAUAUUCUGAAAGAUCGCAGCCAAGUGCAGCUCAAGGACAAGGCGCGCAACCUCAAGUUGUUCUUCCUCAAGGCCAAUACGGAAAUGCCGUACUACCUGAAGUGUGUGACCGGCGAGCUGAAAACGCGUGCUCCCAGCCAGGCCGCCCGUAAGGAGGCCGAAGAGCGGGCGCGGGCUACGAACAAGGAGGAGCAGGCACGCGUGCAGGGCAUUAUGACUCUUGCGGGCGGCCUACAGGACAACAAGAACCAGGCUCCUGUCGCGUCUGUCCCGUCGCAGACGCCUGCAACGGCGCCUGCCACCGCACCUGUUCCUGCCGCUUCCCACGCUGCAACCCCUGUGAGAGCUGGCAGUGUCGCCCACAAUAGCACAACCAAUGGCAAUCCGGCGGCCAACAGUAGCGCCCGAUCAGCCACUGUUGCACCGAACGGCGCCACAAACAGUCCGGCUCGUGCUGGAGCUCCGCCGGCUAUGCAGAGCAUUGCCCCCAACCCGCAGACGAGCAACCUGCCUCCGCGGCUCGCCAGUGCAACGCAGCUUUCGCCGGCCGUCCAACAGCAGCUGCAACAACUCCAGCAGAGACAGUCCCAGCAGGCACAGCUGACCCCACGGCAGACUGCUGGAACAGCCACUGUUACGGCUGGGGGUGCCGGUGCUGGUAGUGCCGUGCCACAACGCGCUCCGGUGACAGCUGCCGAUGUUGUCAAUGCUGCUGCCCGUGGUGGCUUCCCGGCCACGGCACAGGCUCUCGCCGCGCAACAGACCAACGGUUCCGUUGCUGACCGGCCACCAUUGAAACCCGGCAACAAGCAUCUUUCUUCUUUGUCGACCACAUCCUCCUCGAUUAAAUCUGUUACCGCAGAUCUCACGGCGGGCAUGACGGCGGCAAUCAACAAUGCCAUCAACAACGCGGCGAUAGCAGCGCGGCCGACCUCGACAAUGUUAACUUCUGCACAGCGCCUGGCCGCCGGUCGACAGGUAUCGACUAGUCCUAGCCGUUCUCCUGGCCCCCAGCACGCGCAACAGCAUCGGCCCAUGCAGUCCUCACCCUCGCCGAUUCGCAAUCUGACGCCUCAGUCUCCGGCGGUUGCACAGGCUUCUCGGCCGGUGCAAGCAACAAAGCCCGCCGGCCAGCAAUCUCCUGCACCGGCGCACUCCACACCGUCUCCCAACGCCACUGCGCAGUCGAUUACAUCUCCCUCAACUCCCCAACCGCAAUCUCAUCCUUCUACGGCAGCUCCCACAACGGUACCGGUGACGACAUCGGCCGCACCGGCUACUACGCCAUCGACGGUCACAUCUACAGCGGCAAAGCCACUCACGGCGCCACCAUCAAUGGCACCAACUAUUUCCUCUGGAGUGGCGUCCGUAACGCCUUCUCAAGCGACAUCCAAGGCAACACCUCAGCAACCGGAGGAUCGUCUUUGGAUGCUUCAGCAACAUGUUCACACCGAAGGCCCCAAGGUUACGCCAUCCGCCUCUGCAGUGUCCGCUAACGGUGCUUCCGGUCUUGCCGUCAACAAAACUUCACCAGCCCCGGCUCCUGCUCCCAACGCCGCUGCAUCCGCCCCUGCCGCUACCAACUCGACACCUGUUCCCGCUGUAGCUCCUAAUGCUACUCCCGCCACUGCUGUGAAGGCACCUACACCCAUAUCGCAGCAGAUGUUGCAACAGCAGAAUCUAAAGCAGGAGCAACAGGAAGACGCCUCGGAAGAAUCUGUCUUGCGUCGGCUGCUGGCCUCGCCUCCUAAUUAG